UGUAAACAGUGUUUUGGUGAAUUAAAUAUAAAUUGAUGUCUGUUGAAAGUAACUCACAGCUUUAGAAUUAGUUAUAUGAAAUUGUUGUGGAAGUAAAAUCAAUCUGUGUUUAACCAAAGAAGUGCAGUGUGAAUGAUAACUAACUAACCUACAUUUUCCGUGUUUUAAAAUUUUUUAUGCGCGUGAACCUAUGUGAUCUCAUUUGAUAACAUUUACAAUGUCGUAUAUUGAACCUGUCGAUCAACAAAACUCAGAAAUAUUCGGUAUUGUUAAUCAGGAUGAAUUUACCAUAGAGUUACAAAACUAUUACAGCGGGCAUAAUGAAAAUAGUAAAAAAUUACAAUGGACAAAUCAAAGAAUACAAAGUGUGAUAAAAUUGGUAGACGAGUACAACACAAUAAAAUCUCAAGGUAGGCGACCAACAAACAAGCAUUACCAUCAUGCAAGGAAAUACGAUGUAAUGAAUAUUGAUAACCAGAAAGUUCUAAUAAUGAAGAGAAAGGAUAUUUCAGAUCCUGUUGUACAAAUAAUUCCAACGGAAGAGUAUUAUCAAAAGAUACUCGAAGCACAUAUUGCCACUGGACAUGGACGUCGAGACAAAAUUGUUCACGCCUUGAAAGAUAAAUAUGUGGUGCCAAUAUUUGCGGUUUCAAUAUUCCUAAAUUUGUGCAAAACAUGUCUAUCAAAGAAAAGCAUUCCAAAAAAAGGCACUGUCGUAAAACCGUUGAUUUCUGACGACUUCAAUCGAAGGGGACAAAUGGAUCUUGUAGACUUCCAAACAUCUCCAGAUGAAGAGUAUAAAUGGUUAUUACAAUAUCAGGAUCAUUUAACAAAAUUCUGUUUUUUGCGACCAUUGAAAAGCAAACAGGCUAAAGAAGUGGCAAUCGAAAUUCUUAAGAUUUUUUUGGAAGUUGGGUGUCCUCAUAUCCUCCAAAGUGAUAGUGGACGCGAGUUCACAGCAUCUGUACUGAAAGAAAUAGUCAGUUUGUGGCCUACUUGUAAAAUAGUUAAUGGAAGACCGAGAUCUCCGCAAAGCGAAGAAAGUAUAGAACGUUCAAAUCAAGACGUAAAAAAUAUGAUUCAAGCCUGGAUGACAUAUAAUAAAUCUACUAAUUGGUCCAUUGGAUGCUAUUUCGUUCAGUUCCAGAAAAAUUCAUCUUACCAUUCAACAAUUGCUCGAACACCAUAUAAAGCCUUGUUUGGCGAGGAUCCAAAACUUGGACUCUCAUCCACAUACUUAUCUAAAAAUAUAAUAUCCAAAUUAGAAAAUGAAGAAGAUUUGCAAAAAAUUUUAAAGGAAAUUAAUAGCAACAAAGAACAAAAUUCCGAAAAAGAUCAAGAAGAGGAAGAACAGGAAAUUGUAAAUACAAUAAAUAUUCCAAAAAUUGAGAACAUUAAACAAGAAGAAACAACAACAGAGGGUCAUGAAGUAUUUUUGUUUGAACAAAUACUACUCCCUGCUUUACAUGAGAAUUUACCUGUAGUUACGGAGGCUAUUAUUCAUAAACCACAUAAUAAGCAGGAAAAAAUAUCUUUAGAUAGUACGAAUAGCAUAAAUGUAGAAAAACAAGAGAAACUGGAUGAAAAUAUUGACGAUGAAAAUAUUGACGAAGAAAACAUCACUCAAGAAAAUAAUUAUUUGAUGUGUAACAUAUGCAACGAAGAAGCAUCUGGAGCUCAUACAUGUACCGAAUGCAAGAAAAUAGUUCACGCCAUAUGUGGAGUGGUAUCUGAGGGAAAUGAGGGCUAUGGAUCGCAAUUGCUUUGCAAAUUGUGUGCGAAUGGACGUAAAAUCAAACAAGAAAGAACACAAUCGCACGUAAAUUUAAAAAGAGCGGCAGAUAAAAUGAUAUCCACAUCGUCUAAGAAAUUUAAAGAUAUCAGUACUGGUUCCACUGUUUUAGUUGAAGUCCCAAAAGUUGACAGGGGACCUUUGGACAGUAAAUACCUGAUUGGAAAAGUUUUAAUGAAAAAGAACGAAUUAUAUCAAGUUGGCACUGCCUUUGGCAUAAUUAAAGAUUGGAUGCCUCGAAAUGCUGUUCGUUCCUGUCCAAAUGCAGAACUACUAAGUGUCAUUCCAGCGAUUACAUUACCGUUGAGAACGGUUGCAUCAAUGUCUUCAACAUUUGGCGAGCAAGGAAUGAAACAAUGUAAUUGACAAAAAUAUAAAAAUGGACAAUGCGUUUCGAAGAAGUGUAAUUGCAAAAAAGCCAAUGUUUUUUGUAACUUCAGGUGCCACAGUUCGUUGACGUGCAACAAUAAGUGAA
Messenger RNA from Pieris napi, 2267 nucleotides. RefSeq names its product KRAB-A domain-containing protein 2-like. The record is from RefSeq and is a predicted model, not a curated record. Gene Ontology annotation, molecular function: nucleic acid binding. NCBI's taxonomy places the organism in Eukaryota, Metazoa, Arthropoda, Insecta, Lepidoptera, Pieridae. The transcript is spliced from 2 exons. Bases 218 to 2158 code for a protein of 646 amino acids. Gene Ontology annotation, biological process: DNA integration.